CAGUUGAAGUGAUUUCCAUAAUAUUUCUACUUUUAACAAUUAUCGUAUAUUGUUGUCUAUCACCCCUAAGUGUUCAGGGAAAACUUAUAAUAUCCUACUCGAGCAAUUUAGCAAUGUCUUUCGCUAUUUUUAGUUACAUAAACCUAUCGGAAAAAAUAUUUGAAAGCGGGCCUUGUUUCCUUAUGGCUUAUAUAAAUCAUUAUACACAAUUGUCCCAUUACACAUGGUUGGGCAUUCUGUGCUACGACAGCCAUAAAUUCAUUACUUGUCAUGAAUAUCAAGCUUCAUAUCUUAAGUAUUCGGGUUUUGGUUAUAUACUUCCAUUACUAAUGACGCUUUUUACGUUGGCCGCUCAAACUUUACCCACAGACGAUGCAUGGAAACCUGGAAUUACUAUAGAGAGAUGUGGUUUGAACGUUUAUAAAUGGUCUGCAACUAUAUACUUUUUUGGUCCCUGUUUCAUUAUUUUGAUAUACUGCUUAACACUCUUCAUUUCGGUUUAUUGGACAGCAAAGCGAAAUAAAAAACAAAUGAAUAGAGUACAAUUAAAUGGACCUAAAAAAAUUUCAUAUAAUUCCAAUUGGCAGAUAUGGCAGAUGAUGGUCAUAUGUUGGUUUUUAGAUAUUUUAUCUUAUAUAUUACACAAAAACGAAUUCAAAAUUUCAUCUAUAAUAAUUGAUUAUAUAAAUUCACUUCAGGGAGUAUAUAUAUUUUUCAUUAUCAUCGGACAAAAAGAAUUUCGGAAUUCGUUUCAAAAGAAAUAUUGCAGCAAGAAAUUCAGAAGGGAGAGACAAAAUAAAAUUGAAAACGACUAUCAGCGGCGCAUGCAAUCUGCAGGAAUCGAGAAGAGUGAAUACUUGUGCGAACUAGACAAAUGAAUUUUAAUAUUGUGCUUAUUAAAAAAGGGAAAUGUGUGCACAAUUUUCUCUUUUUGCCGAUCACAGUUUUUCAUAAAUUCCUUUUAGAAUAUAUGUUUAUUAUAAAAAUAAUAAA
Messenger RNA from Lucilia cuprina (Australian sheep blowfly), 993 nucleotides. Its product is annotated as probable G-protein coupled receptor Mth-like 11. Lineage: Eukaryota; Metazoa; Arthropoda; Insecta; Diptera; Calliphoridae. Gene Ontology annotation, cellular component: membrane. The transcript is spliced from 6 exons. The record is from RefSeq and is a predicted model, not a curated record. Gene Ontology annotation, molecular function: G protein-coupled receptor activity. Bases 114 to 878 code for a protein of 254 amino acids. Gene Ontology annotation, biological process: G protein-coupled receptor signaling pathway.